AUGGGACGAGGUGGUCGUUCCCGAAGCGGCGCGGGUGCGUCUCGUGCAACGCCAGCAACACUCAGAGACCCCGAUAGGCACUUCACCAUCGUGACGACGGCGAGCCUUCCUUGGAUGACCGGAACCUCCGUCAACCCCCUUCUCCGCGCGGCGUACAUGGCGAACCGAGGAGACGAAUGCGGAGUGACCCUCUUGGUUCCGUGGUUGGCACCUUGUGAUCAGAAGCUGGUGCACCCAAACGCGAUGUUCCAAACCCCUGAAGAGCAGCAGCAGUAUAUCCGAAGUUGGCUUGCUGGACGGGUCGACUUUGACCCAAAGUUUGAGAUUCACUUUUAUCCAGGACGAUACGCCAUCGACAAAGGGAGCAUUGUCCCUGUGGGAGACAUCACGGAUUACGUCCCCGACAAUGAAGCUGACGUUGCGGUGCUCGAGGAGCCAGAACAUUUGACGUGGUUCCACCACGGCAAGCGAUGGACUCACAAGUUUCAACACGUCGUCGGAAUCAUCCACACCAACUACCUCGAGUAUGCGCGCAGAGAGAAAGACGGCGACAAGAAGGAGGUCCUCCUCAGGGGGGUCAACGCCUUCGUCGCUCGCGCGCACUGUCACAAAAUCAUCAAACUCUCGGAUGCUGUGCAGGAUUUUGCGAGGUCCGUCACUGUCAAUGUCCACGGCGUUUCACCGCACUUCAUCGAGGUUGGCCGCAAAAUUGCGGCUGCUGCGAAGGAUAAUACUAAGAGCGAGGAGGAGGUUGGCAGUACUUUCGGCAAGGGUAAAGUCGGGUACUUCAUUGGAAAGGUCGUCUGGGCUAAAGGCUACCUUGAGCUCCUUGAGCGUGUCAAGGAGUACAACGCAACAGCAGCCUCAAAAGACAAGCUCAUCAUGGAUGUAUUUGGGGAUGGCGAUGACUUCAAGGCGGUGAAGGACUCAGCAGCUCGCCAGCAACUUGCGCUGACAUUCCACGGGCGAGCGGACCACGCGGGAGACGUGAUUCGAGGCUACAAGUUUUUCAUCAAUCCAUCGUUGUCUGAUGUUGUAGCCACAACCACAGCAGAGGCGUUGGCGAUGGGAAAGUUUGUGGUUUGUGCUCGGCACCCCUCCAACGAGUUCUUUUCGACCUUCAAGAAUUGCCGAACCUAUUCCAAUCCGGACGAAUUUGCCGAGUGCGUGCGCGAGGUUUUACACGGUGAGCCAGAGCCUAUAUCCCCCAGUGACCUUCACCGUCUGACUUGGCAAGCAGCCACUGAGCGAUUCCUUGACGCUGCCGAGCCGGAUCCACCUGAACAAAAUAUCGUACGCAAAGUGAGGUCGCUUUUGGGCGACUGGGUUUCGGCUAAAUUUCAUAAUAUGCUCACCGCAUCGGAGGCGGUGAGGUGUCUAGUAGGCGGGGGGGCAGGAACUCUGCUAAGGCCAGGAACAGGUCUUGCGAACUGGCGACCUGACAUCUGGUCAGGAGGAGUUAUGGAUCGAAAAUGA
Molecule: messenger RNA, 1476 nt
Organism: Micromonas commoda
Lineage: Eukaryota; Viridiplantae; Chlorophyta; Mamiellophyceae; Mamiellales; Mamiellaceae
Product: glycosyltransferase family 4 protein
Exons: 1
Coding region: 1-1476 (491 amino acids)
Biological process (GO): galactolipid biosynthetic process
Cellular component (GO): chloroplast outer membrane
Molecular function (GO): digalactosyldiacylglycerol synthase activity
Source: RefSeq, a predicted model, not a curated record